AUGGCAGUUAGGUCUGGUCCUCACGAAAUGUCCGAAAAAGGACAUCAUAAUGCACAUGAAUCAUCAUCUGUUGGCGUUGGACUAGUUUCCUCACUGAUGAAAUCAUGGAGAAUUUCUUCUUCAUCUUCGUCCUCACCAAAGGCUGCAUCCGAUCCAGAACUUUCCACAUCACGAAGGAGUUCACAAUCAAACAACGAUAAUAACCAUAGGACAGGUGCCAUUUCAUUGAUGAAUGAUCAAAAAUUUGCUGAUAGCGAUGGGAAUUUUGAUGCCAUUGCAAAGCAGAAAACAAGUACUAUCAGGACACCAUCGGCUUCAUAUUCUCCAAUGAGGUAUAUGAGCCCUAGCAAUACAAACAACGUUACGAAUGAAAGUCCACGAACAUCAUUACUACGUCACAAUAACCAUCAUUCAAGUACACAUACGUUAACGCAUACUAUAAGUAAUACAACUACUGGUAAUGGACGUGAACCUUCGAGUUCAAGGCAUCAUGAUAGAUAUUUUAAAGAUUUGGAUGAAGAUUGGAGUGCUGUGAUAGAUGAUUAUAACAUGCCAAUACCAACGAUACUGAAUGGUGGUGUGGAUUCCCCAUAUGCACUAUCAAGGAAAUCAACUACAUCGUCUAUUAAUACGACAUCUGUAAGAUCUACAUCGUUCAAUUAUCCGCAGUUACCUCAUAUUCAAAAAGUAGAUAGCUCCGAUUUACGAUCUGAAGAAGAAUUAGAUGCUGAACGUAAUGUACAAGAAUUAAACUCCAUGAUUCAAAGGAUAGCUAAAUUUGACGACAUUUUGAAAAAUAAACAUAUUAUUAAUCAACAACAAUUAAGGGAAAUAAGUUGGAAUGGUGUUCCAAAAAUACAUAGACCCGUGGUCUGGAAACUUCUAAUUGGUUACUUACCUGCAAAUACCAAGAGACAAGCUCUUUUCCUACAAAGGAAAAGAAAAGAGUACAGAGAUGGACUCGAUCAUACGUUCUCUAAUCAACAUUCACGAGAUAUUCCAACAUGGCAUCAAAUAGAAAUUGAUAUACCGAGAACAAAUCCACAAAUCCCCUUAUAUCAAUUUAAAUCUGUUCAGGCAAGUCUUCAAAAAAUACUUUAUUUAUGGGCAAUAAGGCAUCCAACGAGUGGUUACGUGCAAGGGAUAAAUGACUUGGUCACUCCAUUUUAUCAAACUUUUUUAACUGAGUACCUUGAUCCAUCUCAAGUUGAUGAAGUCGAAAAACUCGAUCCAGAAACAUAUAUGACGAAAGAACAAAUAUUAGACAUAGAGGCAGAUACCUUUUGGUGUUUAACAAAAUUAUUGGAACAAAUAACAGAUAACUAUAUUCAUGGUCAACCAGGUAUAUUGAAGCAAGUAAAAAACCUGUCUCAGCUAGUAAAACGAAUCGAUAUUGAUUUAUAUAACCAUUUUCAGAAGGAGCAUGUAGAGUUUAUUCAAUUUGCAUUUAGAUGGAUGAAUUGUUUAUUGAUGAGAGAAUUUGAAAUGGGGACUGUCAUUAGAAUGUGGGACACGUAUCUAUCCGAGACAUCUCAAGAGAUAACCUCCUCCACGAAUUCUACGACACCUACUGACCCUUCAAUGCCUCCACUAACACCUAAGGAACAAAGUUCGGCAACCUUUGUUACCCCUACUAACGAUUCCUUCCGAUCACCAUCUUCAGCAACAAUAACAAAUAAUAUGAAUACCUCUAGCGACAAUUCCACAAGAAUAAGACAGUCUUCUUUAAAUGAAUUUCAUGUGUUCGUAUGUGCGGCGUUUUUAAUAAAGUGGUCUGACCAACUAAUGGUCAUGGAUUUUCAAGGUAUUAUAACGUUUCUGCAAAACCCACCAACAAAAGAUUGGACGGAAACUGAUAUUGAAAUGUUACUUGGUGAAGCAUACAUUUGGCAAUCACUCUAUAAAGAUGCCACAUCACACUGGUUAUGA
Messenger RNA from Naumovozyma castellii, 1929 nucleotides. RefSeq names its product GTPase-activating protein GYP1 (gene GYP1). The record is from RefSeq and is a predicted model, not a curated record. Bases 1 to 1929 code for a protein of 642 amino acids. The transcript has a single exon. NCBI's taxonomy places the organism in Eukaryota, Fungi, Ascomycota, Saccharomycetes, Saccharomycetales, Saccharomycetaceae.